Clonostachys rhizophaga is the source of this 537-nucleotide messenger RNA. The record is from the annotation of a GenBank genome assembly. Lineage: Eukaryota; Fungi; Ascomycota; Sordariomycetes; Hypocreales; Bionectriaceae.
AUGGUCGCCGUCAAGCAUCUCAGCCUGGCUACCAUGCUCUGGCUUGGACUCGCCAGCCGAGGACUCGCCCUGGAGAUCGAUGAAACCAACAACGGCCUCAACCUUGUGGCCAGAGAUGAUCUUGAUCUCGAAACCCGUGACCUCAACUGGGAUCUUGAUCUUGAAGAGCGAGACGAGGAUUUGGAUCUUGAAGUCCGAGAUGAAGAUGAAGAGCUCGAAGUUCGGGACGAGGAUGUUGAUCUCGAGGCUCGUGACGAUCUUGAAGUAUACACCAGAGCCAGCUCAAGAUACGGUGGCCGUCGACGCCACCCCCCACGGGACCUCGAAGUCCGCCGGGGAGGAGGCGGCGGUUCUGGUGGUGCUUUCAGCCACCGCCAUCGCACACGAGACCUCGAGGUCCACAGGGGAGGUGGUGGUGGUGGUGGCCGUGGCGGCGGUUCCGGUGGUGCUUUUAGCCACCGCCAUCGCACACGAGGCCUCGAAGUCCGUCGAGGAGGCGGCUCAGGCUCUGCCGGCGCCCGUGGCCACCAUCACUAA